Messenger RNA from Mercurialis annua (annual mercury), 2489 nucleotides. RefSeq names its product TORTIFOLIA1-like protein 3. The transcript has 5 exons. NCBI's taxonomy places the organism in Eukaryota, Viridiplantae, Streptophyta, Magnoliopsida, Malpighiales, Euphorbiaceae. The record is from RefSeq and is a predicted model, not a curated record. Gene Ontology annotation, cellular component: microtubule. Bases 321 to 2129 code for a protein of 602 amino acids. Gene Ontology annotation, molecular function: microtubule binding.
GGUAAACGUCACCUAAGUAUGGAGUCGACCACAUUUAAUCAUUCUUCACUUAAUUAGUUAUGCUGCAUUAGUUCACCUGAUUGCCACUUACCCAUGAUUAACAACUGCCAGCUACUCUUUAUUCCCUUCAUAAUCAAGAAACGACACCGUUCUUAAUCUUACUUCACCCACCUUCCUUUUUCAUUAUUUUCCGUGACCAUCUCCCCUUCCACUUUAAAAAGCCAUAACUACUCAUUGCCAGAUCACCACCACCGGCAAUGCUGCCAUUAUUUCCGGCACCACCACAUUAAAUCUCCAUCUCCGCCGUGAAGUAAGCAAAAAUGGCGCAGAAUAUGAAGCUGAAGGUGCUAAAUCUAAUAACAAAACUCUCCGACCGAGACACGUAUAAUCUCGCCGCGACGGAGCUGGAAACAAUCGCUAAAACCCUAGAUAACAGUACAAUUCCAUUGUUUCUCAACUGUUUACUCUCAACCGACACUAAUGAUAAGCCGUUAGUACGGAGACAGUGUCUCCGUUUAAUCUCUACGCUCUCUCACCACCAUACGAACUCUCUGUCUCCGUCGUUACCUAAAAUAUUAUCCUAUAUCACGCGCCGCCUGCGUGACCAUGACUCGUCAAUCCGGACGCAAUGCGUGACGACGGUGUCAUCACUGGCGUCCAAUAUUACGAAACUGCCAUUCUCCGUUUCGUUUCUGAAACCGUUGAUUGAAGCGGUUUUCACGGAGCAGGAAGUGAACGCGCAGGUCGGAUCAGCUUUGUGUUUGGCGGCUGCGAUAAACUCGGCGCCGGAUCCGGACGCGGGAAAGUUAGGGAAGGCGGUGGUGGUGAAGAUGGAGAGGGUGUUGAAGAGCGAGGGGUAUAAAGGGAAAAGUGCGGGGUUGGUGGUGAUUGGGAGUGUGAUUGGGGUCGGUGGAGUGAGAGGUUAUGGAGGGUUGAGUGGGUUGGUUAAGAGUUUGGUUGGGUUUUUGAGUGGUGAUGAUUGGGCUGCUAGAAAAGCUGCUGCUGAAGCUCUUGAGAGAUUGGCUGUCGUGGAGAGGGAUGAUUUGGCUGAGUUUAAAUCUUCGUGUUUGAAAGUUUUUGAGACUCGGAAAUUUGAUAAGGUUAAAGCGGCUAGGGAGGCUAUGCAUCAGAUGAUUGAAGCUUGGAAGCAGGUUCCAGAUGUUUCGGAUGAUGUUUCUCCUCCUCCAAGAUCUAUGGCUUCUUCUAAAGAGAAUGCGAGUGAUGGGCGAUAUCCAGUUAGUUCGAAAAAUUCUUGUGCUGCUGGUUUUGAAACGCCUCAAACGAAGAAGAAGCCUGGUUUAGGUAGCCGGGCCACUCCUUCAGACAAUUCACCAGCCACCGCAUUUACGAGGAGGAGAGGUUCUUCGAAAAAUGCUGAAAAGAAAACGGGUACCUCAUUGUUUCAAAAAGCAGACUGCAGGAAGCCCUUGGAUUGGAAGGUUGAUGUUGCGGUUUCUAAUAAUAGUACUUCCUCAGCUGGGUUUGGUGACAAUGAGAACGCCCCAGAAAGAAGGUCUGUAAAGCCAGAAACAAGGAGGGGCCUUUUUGGUAAGAACUGUGAUGAGAAGACACUGAAAUUUAGUGGCUGCAAGUCUGGAUCUCGUGUGGUUCCUUAUAAUGAGGAGCCUCCUAUGUCAACUGCUGUAGCCAGUAAUGCUACUGAAAAUCACCACAACAAUCACAAGGAGUGUGAGGAUUUGUCUUCAAUCCGCGACCAGCUUGUUCAGAUUGAAAGACAGCAAUCUAGCCUACUAGAUCUCCUGCAGAGAUUUAUGGGGAGCUCACAGAACGGAAUGCGUUCUCUGGAGACACGAGUUCAUGGUCUAGAGUUGGCGCUUGAUGAGAUCUCAUAUGACUUGGCUGUAACAAGCGGAAGAAUGACUAACUCCAGUAGAACUACAUGUUGUUUGCUGCCCGGUGCAGAUUUUUUGACCUCCAAGUUCUGGAGAAAAACAGAAGGCCGCUACUCAACCUCAAGAAUCUCCUCUGGUGCCACUUCAUCCCUAGCUACCAUGCGUCGCGGAGCUGAUAAGAGUGACAAUUUUGAGAUGCUUAACUUGGAAAGCCGUAGAUUACGACUUCAGUUGAAUCCUUUAGCAGAGAUUCAUGAAUCACAAGGAAGAUGUUAGAAGGACUACAACGCUGGCUGCAGAAUAAGCAGAUACACUUCAUAACUUGGACAGUCCAAGUUAUUUGGCCUGAAAUGUUGUUGUACUGUUAUGAGAACGAUGACUAAGAGAGCAUCGGAGAGUGCAUUGAAUCCUUGGAGGCCUCGUAUUGCAAUUCAUACAAUGCAUGGACUCAUGGGGCGACUAGAUACGGAAUUGAGCAUAUCAUACUCUUUUAGAAAAAUAGAAUUGAAAAGUGAAGGGUGAAUUUUCAUUUAGCGUAGCAUUCUUUCUCUUUUGUUUCAAAUAUUUUGUAUUCUCCAAAUAUUCGGAACCACGUAUAGUGUUGAAUAUGUAUAGAGAGCAUUCCUUUUAAGUUCA